AUGUUUGCUUGUGAGCAAGUUAGAUAUCGUCCAAACACGCCUCUUUUGCUUAAAGGGAUUACUUUAAAGAUUCAAGGGGGCCAAAAGAUUGGUGUUGUUGGUAGAACAGGUGGAGGAAAAUCAACUUUGAUACAGGUUAUGUUUAGGCUGGCGGAGCCCGCUGGAGGAAGUAUUAUGAUUGAUGGUAUUGACAUCUCAACGCUUGGGCUUCAGGAUCUUAGGUCCCGAUUUGACAUCAUUCCCCAAGAACCAGUCCUUUUUGAAGGUAUUGUCAUUGGUCAACAUUCUGAUGAUGAGAUAUGGAAGAUGAUGCACAUGGAUAAGAUAUCAAUCGAUCUCCGAUGUUCACUCGAUGAGCUUCGACGGCCUUAA
This is a messenger RNA of Helianthus annuus (common sunflower), 372 nucleotides long. Its product is annotated as ABC transporter C family member 4-like. Gene Ontology annotation, biological process: transmembrane transport. Lineage: Eukaryota; Viridiplantae; Streptophyta; Magnoliopsida; Asterales; Asteraceae. The coding region runs from base 1 to 372 and encodes 123 amino acids. Gene Ontology annotation, molecular function: ATPase-coupled transmembrane transporter activity; ATP hydrolysis activity; ATP binding. The record is from RefSeq and is a predicted model, not a curated record. Gene Ontology annotation, cellular component: plant-type vacuole; vacuolar membrane. The transcript has 2 exons.